Molecule: messenger RNA, 1794 nt
Organism: Ceratitis capitata (Mediterranean fruit fly)
Lineage: Eukaryota; Metazoa; Arthropoda; Insecta; Diptera; Tephritidae
Gene: Pisd
Product: phosphatidylserine decarboxylase proenzyme, mitochondrial
Exons: 1
Coding region: 274-1575 (433 amino acids)
Biological process (GO): phosphatidylethanolamine biosynthetic process
Cellular component (GO): mitochondrion
Molecular function (GO): phosphatidylserine decarboxylase activity
Source: RefSeq, a predicted model, not a curated record
AUUAACCGUUCUCAGAGUAGUUUCAUUUUACUUUGACAAUUCGAUAACAGCAGAUUAAUUUAAUUUUUCGCUCUGUGAAAUCAGCUGACUAUAAUCGACGAUUGCGUAUGAAAAUAGAGCAGGGCUAGGCAAAUCAGGAAAAUUUUCUUUCAGUUGAAGUUGUGAUAAAAAUUAUAUAUUGUCCAAUAAACAUUGAUCAAAUUACAUUAUACGAUUUUAAUUUAAGUAUUGUAUAACUGUUUGGUAUACCGGAAAAAAUAUAUACGUAACAAAAUGGUCUCUUAUUUUGUACCGCGUGGGCGCUUUCUUAUUAAAGCAAGUAGCUUACGGCAAUCGGCUCAUUUUAAGCAAGUUCAACAACAACAAGAAAAUGGAAAAUGGCCUAUGUUGCGUCACUUUCGUCAAACAUUUUCAACAAAGAGCACAACACCCUCCGACACAAAGAAACAACCUAAUAUAAAAUCUGUUGUACAAUCCAACAACACGUUGAGUAAAACUGGAAACAAAUACAAUAAACAGAGACUUGUAAGUCAUAGUGCUUGGACGAAGUGGACAGGUUUUCUUCUGAGAUGGACACCUGUUGGUAUAUGUCUGUUUGGUGUUAUAGACUGGCAGCUCCAUAAACAAAAAAGUGAACGUGAAAGCUUACCUCGUACUGCCUCGUCUUUUCAAUCAAAAGUAUAUUGCUCAUUGCCAUUACGAAUAAUAAGUCGAUGUUGGGGUUGGUUAGCGGCGUGCUAUGUACCUGUUUCUUUGCGACCAUACAUAUAUGGUUGGUAUUCAAAUGCAUUCGGUGUAAAUAUGGAAGAGGCUUUAUACCCAGAUUACAAAUACUACAAUAGUUUAGCGGCAUUUUUUACUCGACCGCUGAGAGAAGGGGUGCGUCCCAUUGAUAACAGAGCAGCUAUUGUUUCGCCUGCAGAUGGGCGUGUGUUACACUUUGGGUCAGCGCAAAACAAAUUGAUAGAAGAAGUGAAGGGUGUUAAUUACAGUGUAUCAUCAUUCUUAGGACCAGUUACAUGGCAUAAACGACUAAAUGGGAAUUUUGAGGAAGAAUUAAAAGAGAUCAACGAUGGCUCAACAGAACUAUUUCAAUGCGUAAUUUACCUGGCUCCUGGUGACUAUCACCGUUUUCACUCACCUGCUGAAUGGCAACCGAAGUUGAGGCGUCAUUUUGUAGGCGAAUUAUUAUCUGUUAAUCCUCGAAUUGUAAAUUGGCUGCCUGACUUAUUUUGCUUAAACGAACGCGCUGUAUACAUGGGCAAAUGGGAACAUGGUUUCUUCAGUUACGCAGCUGUGGGUGCCACCAAUGUAGGAUCCGUACAAAUAUAUAUGGAUGACGAUUUGAAAACAAAUCGUUGGAUGGGAUUGCAAUUAGGUGCUCAUAAGGAUCGGCACAUAUACGAUGAAAUUGAGUUAUCAAAUAAGACCCACUUCGGACGUGGUGAAAUGCUGGGGCAAUUCAAUAUGGGUAGCACAAUUGUUCUACUUUUUGAAGCACCUAAGAACUUUAAAUUCACCAUUAAAACUGGUCAGAAAGUAAAAGUUGGUGAAUCUCUGGGUGUUUUAGAGUAAUUGAGUCCAGGAGCCACGAAAAGUGGCGUUCAGCCGAACAGCUUCUUGGAAUAAAGAAAGUACAUUGUAUAUGCACAAGUUACGGCAAAGAAUCGCGAAAACGUUGGAAUGUUUGAGAUGAUAAUCGUGUCAGUGAUUAAUUGUGAUUAGCUUGCAACCUUAAAAGCGUUAUCGAAAUUAAAAUUGGUAUUUGCUGUUUUAUAUAAAAUUUGUUCCAGU